Ambispora gerdemannii is the source of this 2121-nucleotide messenger RNA. Lineage: Eukaryota; Fungi; Glomeromycota; Glomeromycetes; Archaeosporales; Ambisporaceae. The record is from the annotation of a GenBank genome assembly.
AUGAAUUCAGUACACCAACUUGAUGAAUUGGUGAAAGAAUAUUUGCUCUUCCGGGGUUUUAUAAACACUUUUCGCGCUUUUGAGCAGGAGAACAAAACAGAUAAAGAUAAAAGUUUCCAAGCCGAUAAAAUAAUUGAUGAAUUAUCCAGUUACAUCUCGAACAGUGAUAUUAAUGGGCUAUUGGAAUACUGGCAAUAUUUGCACAUUCGUUAUUUCUCACGAUUAGAUGGGCGAUUUUUUGGAAGUGUAAAAAAGUUCGAGACAUGCUUAUUGAGAUAUUAUUUAGUUUAUGCAACACAACAUAAACGAAAAGACAAAAUCGUGGAAUUUUUUGAUACCUUUGGUGCAGAACUUAACGGAAACCCAGAAUGGACUAAAUGGUUUGGUUUGCCGUUCUCGAAAAAUCCUGUAUCCGAUCCGAAUUUUGAACCUUUUUUCACUAAACAGUGGUUAGACACAUUUACAGUAUCUUUACAUAAUUUCCUGAAUGCUAUAUUUCAAAAUAUGCCGCUACCUAGUCUUUUAUGCUUCAAUAUUGAUCGUCUUCAUAGACAAACAUUACAAAAUGAGAUUAAAGAUCUUCAUCGUGUCAUUGAGAAUCUCAAAUCGGAGCUGGAAACCGGUGAUCAUGAAAUAUCGACGUUAAAGCAAAAGGUUGCUCGUAGUGAGCAUGCGACUGGAUAUAGAAGACGACGUGCUCUUUCCAUGGUCGAACACAAAGAAAAAAAUUCAAAUGGGGUUGAAAGACUUUCGGCUCCUUCAUCACGAGCGAAAAAUCAAGUAUCAGCAAGUGUUCCGGUUUCUCGAUCCGUUACUCCUAGCAAACAACAUGACGCGGGAUCAGUUAAUAGUAAUCAUAACAAUAAAGCCUCGCAAUCACCAAGAUCUUUGCCUGAAGAACGUGCUAUUUCUCCUAUUUCAGAAUACACGUUUGAUGAAGAGGAUGAAGGAGAAUUGCAAGAUGAUGAUGAGACUUUUAUUAUUAAUAGUCAGGAAUUAUAUUUGAGACAUACUUCUGGUAUUACCCUAGCAAAAUUUUCUUGUGAAGGAAGUUUGAUUGCCAGUUGUGAUGCGGACAAUUUAGUUAAAAUAUGGAGCGACUCUGGCGAAAGUCCCGGUUUAGAAAUCAACAACCACGAAUACAACAUUCUUUCCAUGGAAUGGGAAUCGAGAUCCGAUAAAUUUUUAUUUUUUGGCACAGAUGAACGCAUAAUCCGAAUGUACAAUCAAGAGAGCAAAUCGGUGGUGCAUGAAUUUCAAAUGGAAGAACGGCUUCCGAGAGUUAAUCAAAUUUGUUGUUCUCCGGCAGAACCGGUUUUUGCUUGUUCUGGUAGUGAUGUGAAGAUUCGUCGAGAUAACCCUGGUACAGGCUCGGCUGCCGGCUCUUCUGCGACUAGUAGUGCUUUGGUCAGCUGGGAUAUUAAAACGAUGUCGAUACAGGGCACCUUCUGGUUGGAUACCCCAUCAAAAUCUCAUGCCGUUCCAAUAGAAACCAUCAAAUUCAAUCAUAAUGGGAAAAUGCUAGUGACUGGUGACAAAACAGGCUAUAUUCGGAUUUUUGAUAUUCGUAAAUUGUCUCCAAUUAUGGAAUGGAAUAUAUCAAGUGCUUCAUCCACAAUAAAUGCAAAUAAAGUUGGUAGUGGUAUAGUUUGCUCUACAUUAUUUAGCUUUGAUGAGAAUUCGAUAUAUGUAGUUGAUGAGAGCGGGCAGUUCUCUCAAUGUACGCUAAGUUUUCCAUUCCCAACAACAUUCCGAAAACGAACAGUUUCCGCUUCAUCAAGUCGAAGCACAAAUUCAACGGCUACAAACGUUAUCGGAAAUAAUACUAAUAGUAAUGAUAAUAGCAAUAGAGGACUAUCACAUUUGGCGCCUCCUCCCCGAGCACCAAUGGUUGCAUUUAGUCCUGAUACUGAGCAUCUUGUGUGUGUUGGAGGAACUGGCGGAUGUGAAGGAAUGAUUUAUCAGACAUCUAAUGGAGAACAGGUGCAAAGUUUAGCUUCACAUUCUCAAUCCCUAACGUCUGUUGAUUGGUCAGCAACUACGGGAAAUGCUAUUCUUACUGCUUCGACAGAUGGAACACUGAGGCUCACAAAGAUAACAAAAUCAGAAUUGAAUCACUAG